AUGCGGCUAAAUAGCUUCCGGCAUAGGUUCCAACGUCAUUCGGACAAUACCAGUACUCAAAGACCUCGCGCAGAUUCACAUAUCGUGAGCAAGCAAACAUGCGACGUGUCUACGGAGUUUGCUGCCACGACAGACGGUGAAGGUCAUACCCAAACGAAUCACAGUGCUAUUCGCAAAAGUCAUCCUGAACAAGCGUCUGCCCAUCAUUCGACUCGCGGUAACGACAUUGGCACCAUAAAUGUUUCCUCUGAUCUUUGGAGCGCUGCCUAUCGUGAGGCAAUCGACAGUUUUGGAGAUGACAUCGAUGUCGCUAUCCUCAUGGCCAGUAGCACCGCCCAGCUGCUAAAAGAACUUGAGGAGAUUGAGAAAGAUGCAACACAAGAGUCGGUCUUUCUUCGCGGUGUGGCAUAUUUGCACUCAAUACAAGUGCCACUCGAGAGAUUCAAGCUAGCGUUAGACCUCGCGUCCCCACUGAGCAAAUUUGAUCCCACUGCGACAACUGUUGUUGGUGUGGUCAGAAGCGUGACAGCGAUUGCCAUAAGCUUUGCAACCGCUGAUUUGCAGUUUGCGAAGCAGAUCGGGGAAAUGCUAGAACAAAUUUCCUACAUUGAUGAUUGUGAUACACUUGGCCAGCGAACAAAUAGAAUAGACAUUCACAAGGCACUCGUGUCUGUAUAUCGGAAAAUUCUCGAAUUUUACAAAGUCGCACACGAGAUUCUUACCAGGAGAGGAGCCAAGUUGGUGAUGAAGAUGGUUCUGGAGACUGACCGCUUGCCAAACAUCGUACAAGACUUCUUGAGACAUGCUGACAGUCUUCGAAAACUUGUAGAAAAAGCGACAUGGGAGAUCGUUGAAGACAUAAGGGCUAUGCUUUACGACAGUGAAAUUUCUAGGUGGCUAGGCAGUGACAAGCUGAGUCUGCAGAGCCAAUACCAUUCACUUUUACAAGAACUUCGAAACGAUGACGCCUGCGGGUUCUUGCUCAAACAUCCUGCCUUCAUCGGCUGGUAUCAGGCCUCCGAUUCCCAAUGGUUGGCGCUCCUUGGUGAUAUGGGCUGUGGGAAAACGGUCACCAUGGCAUUUCUUGUGGACGAGCUGAGUCGAAGAAAUGAGUACCAAAUACCUAAACCCAAGACAUGCUACUACUAUUGCCGAGACGACCAGGCUGGCCAGGCUAACCACAUGUUCUCUACACUGAUCCUAGCGCUACUUGAACAGCUCUCCGGUCUCAAAAAAACGUUCUUUGAAUGGUAUAAGCAGAAUCAGGCUUCCGGAAUCUUUGAGCCAGCGACAAAUCCAAGAAAACUAGGAGAAUUCCUUGAAACGGUGCUAGGAACUCUCGAUCGCCCAGUCUUCAUCGUUAUUGAUGGCCUGGAUGAGUGCAACAGAGCAUCACGCAAAGCUCUUUUCAAAUUGUUGAGGAGCCUAUCGCAGAAGACUCCGAGGCUCAAAAUCAUACUUUCUUCCCGGCCCGAAGAGGAGAUUUUAAAGCAGCUAGACACAGUGGCUAGGAUUGACCUUAGUUCCGACGCUCACAGAGAUGCCCUCAUCGUUCGACACACAGUUGAGAUGCAACUGCCUUAUUUGUCCGAAGAUGUCAAAACACUGACAAUAAAGGAAUUAUCUCGUUUGGCCCAAGGAAGUGCCAUAUGGACGAAGAUGGUAGUAGAGCUCAUUGAAGUUCGCAGGAUCACAGCGCUUGGGCCGAUGCGACUUUUCUUGAAGGAAAUGCCUUUACCCGAGCAGCUCUCAAAGCUCUACGCCACCGUGAUUUCACGAUAUUCUUCAGAUGACACCGAGAAUAAGGAGCUUGUCGCUACAGCUUUGAAGCUUCUCGCUGCCGCGUGGAGACCUCUUAGCAUACAAGAACUCGCCUGGGCCGUGGCAUUGGCUGCAGCUCGACAUGAGAUCACUACCGUCGCUGCUCUCGCCCAGCUGGUAGACCAUGAAAGAGUGAUCAGUCUGAUCCAUCCCUUCAUUACUCGUUUGGAUUACAGUGAUGUCAGAAAGCGUCAAGUUCGACUUGUACACCAGUCAGUGAAGGAGUUCAUCAUCCGAGAAUGGCCUCGUCUGCAAGAUCCGUCAACAGCACUUGAUCGGACGGAUACACAUCUACGAAUUGAGAGUUCAGAGGCAUAUAUCUUAGAUGUCUGUAUCAAUUACCUUCUAUUAGAUGAAAUCGGCAGCGUUCAUCUAUUUUCCGAAGAGCAAGUUGCAAUCAAUGAGCUGCCCCAAGAAUUCGACUUGUUCGAGGACACAGAAUCAUUCGAGUACGAUCCAUAUUGCACAUGGGAGGCGUGGGAAGAGAACAUGAUACGCUAUGAUCCGAACGAGCGAGGCUUCGGUCAGUUUUUCGUAUACGCAGCGAGCCAUUGGAUCAAGCACUUCGGCGCCGUCCAGGCCGGAGUUCUGCCACAAUUGGCAAAGAUAGAGAGCCUAUGCCAAGCAGGCUCAAUUCGACUUGACAAUUGGAUCAAUCAAAACUGCCGUCCAGACUGCGCUAUGAAGGCGAGGUUUGAAUUCGACAGUCGCUUGUAUGAUCCUCUCAGCAUCACUUCGCUCUACGGCUCAGAGGCCAUGCUCCGCAAUAUGCUCAAGAACUCGAAUUUCGACAAGAACCAGUUUCUUCCUUUGUCGGUUUUCAAUGCUGCUCACCAAAUUUUUCAGUGGGGCGACUUGUCUAGGCUCCAGAUACUCUUCUCAGAAGGCAAAUUCAGUGACCAGCUUCGGAAUCUGGAUUUCUUCCGACUCAUCGUAAGACAAUGGUCUGAUUAUGGUGCGCGCCAUGAUAAUUGGAACGUGGCUUUUGAACUUGUCGAUUAUGCGUUGGACUCACUCGUUGAGAAGCAAUGGGGCCGUGAAAUUCUUUGCAUAGCUGCUCGCGCUGGCUGCAUGCCGAUGAUCCAGCAUUUGCUUGGCAGGGCUCAACACAAGCCCGAGCUCCGGACUGAAUUGUUACGUGGCUUUCAAUCAAUCGGAGAGGCUAUAUUGGGAAACCACACUGAUGUGGUAGAGUAUUUGCUAGAGCAGGAAGGAUUCGAAGCACAUCUCCGGUAUGUCAAUUCCCGUGGUGAGACUGUCCUGCAUCUAGCAUCGAAAACCUGCAACCCAGCGAUUUUCCGCCUUCUGGUACCCCGCCUACAAGAGAGCGUGCACCAGACGGAUAACCAGGGAGACACAGCCCUCAUGUGGAUCAUUAAGAGCCACUUUGAUUCGAAAUCUCGGUACGAGUCGGCAAGAAUACUGCUCCUUUCGCAGGCUGAUGCCGUUUGGGAUAGUCACUUUUGGGACGAGCGGCAUGAUCCUUUGCAGAUGGCUGUCAGACUGGGGGACACGGGCAUGUGCCGCCUUUUGAUAUGUGAUGGCAAAAUGAAUCCGCACUCAGCUUUAAUACGUGGCAAGGACGGGCAGUUGGUGCUGAAGGAUAGACCUUGGAAGAACGACGAGAUUAUACUGCAGUUGCUACGAAGGCAUGCGUCCCGUAACUGA
Molecule: messenger RNA, 3489 nt
Organism: Rhinocladiella mackenziei CBS 650.93
Lineage: Eukaryota; Fungi; Ascomycota; Eurotiomycetes; Chaetothyriales; Herpotrichiellaceae
Exons: 5
Coding region: 1-3489 (1162 amino acids)
Molecular function (GO): protein binding
Source: RefSeq, a predicted model, not a curated record